Leptosomus discolor (cuckoo roller) is the source of this 381-nucleotide messenger RNA. RefSeq names its product potassium voltage-gated channel subfamily E regulatory subunit 1 (gene KCNE1). Lineage: Eukaryota; Metazoa; Chordata; Aves; Leptosomiformes; Leptosomidae. Gene Ontology annotation, biological process: regulation of heart rate by cardiac conduction; membrane repolarization during action potential; ventricular cardiac muscle cell action potential. Gene Ontology annotation, cellular component: membrane; voltage-gated potassium channel complex. Gene Ontology annotation, molecular function: delayed rectifier potassium channel activity; voltage-gated potassium channel activity involved in ventricular cardiac muscle cell action potential repolarization; transmembrane transporter binding. The record is from RefSeq and is a predicted model, not a curated record.
AUGUUGGUGCUGUCUAACAACACAGCCCUGAAUUCACUCCUCUCCAAGCUACUUCAAGACCACCUGGAGCAGACAAAUAGCUCUGCACCUUCCCAGGUCAGAAGUGCCAGCAGCCACUUGGAAAUCAUCUACGUGCUGAUGAUGAUUGGCCUCUUUGGCUUCUUCACAGUGGGAGUCAUGCUGACCAACAUCCGCGCCAGGAGGCUGGAGGACUCCCACGACCCCUACAACACCUACAUUGCCACAGACAUUUGGCACAAGAAGGACAGGGAGUACUUUCAAGCCAAGCUCAUAGAAAAUUACAAACUGUGCUGUGUCUUUGAGAACAAGCUGGCCGUGGAGCAGCCAAACACACAGAUUCCCGAGGCGAAGUCUUCCUAG